AUGUCUCAACAUCCAUCGUCAUCUGGUUCCAAAUCCUCCCAACAUGCAAAGACUUCAUCCAUGGAGUUUGUAGAUGAAGACAUAAUGGACGUCACUCCUCUGUGCAUGAUAUCGGGCGACACCACAGGUACCUCCUCCAAUGCUAGAGAUAAGCAAGGUAAUACCUCUGGUAACUCCUCUCUUCCUAAAAACAUGUAUUACACUGAUCGCGCUAUAAGGAGACUGGUUACUAGAAUACUGAGUGAAGGACAUAAAGUUGAAGGGGUCUCUACCCCUCUGUCCAGAAGGGAACCCUCUCCUGAGAGAGAAUCCCAUGAUGAUAAAGAUGAUGAUUCAUCUAGAUCAGAAAAAGAGGUGGCUGCUGAAGGGCUUUGCUCUCUAGGUAAAACCUUACCUAGCAAGAAACAAAAUGUGCCUCAAGAAAAUAUUAUUGAUCUGGAGGAAGAAAGCACUGAAGGAGAAAAUGAUCCUUUGGUUCAUCUGGUUAAACCUAGCAUAGCUGAGAAACUGAGAACUAAGAAAGGAAAAAGUAUGGCUAAAAUGAGAGCUGCUAGAGUGAAAAAGACUGCAGGAGUAGGACCCUCAAAACCCUGGAGCAAGGUUGAGGUUGGAAAAAGAAAAGAAAGACACAACUCUGAUUCUGAGGAGGAUGUUAAAGACGAUAGAAGAGUAGCCAUUGAAAGAGAACUUGGACAAGAAGCUGUAGAGGUAAAGGAGGUUAUUAAGCUGAUCAAAAAUGCUGGACUCAUGAAGACUGUGGUAACUCUACCCCAAUGCUAUGAGGGGCUGGUUAAAGAGUUUAUUGUUAAUAUCCCUGAGGAUAUUCAUGACAAGAACAGCAGGGAGUUUUGCAAGACCUGCAAAGAAUUGGACAAUGGUAUAAGGGUGUCCAAGGCCAGAAAAGAAGCUUUAGAAGUUCUCAUCUACAGCCUGGAAAGGGAAGACACAGAAAAGGCUGAUAAGGAUUCAAAUGCAAGACCUAAAACCCAAUCCAGUGGCAGCUCUGGAAGCUUGGAAGACUCUGAAGGUGCAGGUGAAGACACAAGUGAAGGUGAAGAUGAUUCUUCUUCUUCUGAUUAA
Molecule: messenger RNA, 1080 nt
Organism: Lathyrus oleraceus (garden pea)
Lineage: Eukaryota; Viridiplantae; Streptophyta; Magnoliopsida; Fabales; Fabaceae
Exons: 3
Coding region: 1-1080 (359 amino acids)
Source: RefSeq, a predicted model, not a curated record